GGUUGUAGUCCGUAGCGGAGAAGUACGCCCAAGCAGGAAGUGCUGUGAAGAGCCGAUAGCUAACAUCUACUGAAAACAUACACAAUCGUGAACGCUCAACGAAUGCCGGUAGCAAGUAAAAAAAGCAAUCAGAUAACAUCAGCUUGCCGCACCUUGAUAGUCGAUGUGCGAAUCAUAUCACCGAUCAACUGUUUAUAUCGUUGCUUGCACUGACAGCUGUCAGAGAAAUGGAACAUAUCCGAACGCCAAAGGUGGAGCAGGUGCGUCUGUUGGACCGUUUCAGUAACAAGUCGACCAGCGGGACGCUGCACCUGACGGCUACACACCUCAUCUUCGUGGAGAGCAAUGCCGACGGCGCCCAGGAGAUCUGGAUCCUGCACCACCACAUCGGGUCAGUGGAGAAGCUGUCGUUGACCACCAGCGGUUGUCCCCUGGUCAUCCAGUGUCGUAACUUCAGAGUGGUCCACUUUGUGGUCCAGAGAGAGAGAGACUGUCACGACAUCUACAGCUCACUGCUCAGACUGCUACGACCAGUAUCCUAUGAGGAGCUCUAUGCGUUCUCCUACAACCCCAAGCAGAACGAGCAGCAGAGAGAGGAGGGCUGGCAGCUCAUUGACCUGGGGGCAGAGUUUGAGAGGAUGGGCGUCCCCUGCGACCAAUGGCAGCUCACUGAUGUCAACAGGAACUACAAGAUCUGUGAGACGUAUCCCAGGGACCUGUAUGUGCCCAUCACAGCCAGUAAGCCCAUCAUCGUCGGCAGCUCCAAGUUCAGGAGCAAAGGACGCUUCCCUGUCCUCACAUACUUCUACCAGGAGAAGAAGGCAGCGGUGUGUCGGUGCAGCCAGCCUCUCUCUGGGUUUAGCGCGCGAUGCCUGGAGGAUGAGAGCAUGCUGCAGGCCAUCAGCAAAGCCAAUCACAACAGCCGAUUUGUCUACGUCAUGGAUACCAGGCCCAAGUUGAAUGCCAUGGCCAACAGAGCAGCUGGUAAAGGCUAUGAGAAUGAAGAUAACUACUCCAACAUCCGCUUUCAGUUUGUGGGGAUUGAGAACAUCCACGUGAUGAGGACCAGCCUACAGAAACUACUGGAAGUGGUGGGAACUCGUUCUCUGUCAGUGAAUGACUACCUGCUGGGCUUGGAGAGCUCUGGUUGGCUACGACACGUCAAAGCUGUGGUAGACGCAGCCAUCUUCCUCACCAAGGCAGUAACAGUAGAAGGAGCCAGUGUGUUGGUCCACUGUUCAGACGGCUGGGAUCGGACAGCCCAGGUCUGCUCUCUGGGAGCUCUGCUCAUGGACCCCUUCUACCGCACCAUCAAAGGCUUCAUGGUCCUCAUAGAGAAAGACUGGAUCUCAUUUGGACACAAGUUUGCAGACAGAUGUGAUCAGUUGGAUGGUGACCCCAAGGAGGUGUCCCCCGUCUUCACACAGUUCCUGGAGUGUGUGUGGCAGCUCACAGAACAGUUCCCCCAGGCGUUUGAGUUCAAUGAGUGGCUGCUGCUGCAGAUCCAUGAACAUGUUCACUCCUGUCAGUACGGGAACUUCCUGGCCAACAACCAGAGACGGAGAGAAGAGCUGCAACUCAAAGACAGGACUCACUCUCUGUGGGCGUUUCUGUUGAGUGAGGGGCAGAACUACCUAAACCCCGCCUACUGCCACACCUACGCAGACUCACACCCUGUCCUAGAACCCUCCACCCUGCCCUGCCACCUCAAGUUCUGGAGGAAUAUGUACCACCAGUUUGAUCGUUCCAUGCACCGUCAGUCUGUCCUGAAAAACGUUCUCACCCUGAAAGAGAGCAACCGCCAACUGGAAGACACAAUCAUGAAACUGGAGGCUAGACUACAGAAGCAUGGCAUCAGCCCCCCACCCCAGACCCCCAGGCCCCCUAAAGACCAACGCACCCUCCUUAACCACACACGGCCCCACUCCCUCAUCCUGGGAGCCCCCCUCAGCCUUAAGGAGGCGCAGCAUCAGGAGGAGGUGGGGGAGGAGGCAAAAAAAUGCUGCAGUGACACAGAGCGGACAGUAGAGGGAAGCAGCGGCUCAGAGCGCAAGGAGAGCUACGGAGACUUGCAGGGGACAUACGGGGCUAAUGUGGAGCCCGCUGUGGUCAGCCUGGAGUUUGGAGUAGCCCGCAUGACAUGCUGAGGGGAGGGGAGGGGAGAUUGGACUGGAAUGGAGGGAGAG
This is a messenger RNA of Oncorhynchus tshawytscha (Chinook salmon), 2186 nucleotides long. RefSeq names its product myotubularin-related protein 6. Lineage: Eukaryota; Metazoa; Chordata; Actinopteri; Salmoniformes; Salmonidae. Gene Ontology annotation, cellular component: nuclear envelope. Gene Ontology annotation, molecular function: phosphatidylinositol-3,5-bisphosphate phosphatase activity. Gene Ontology annotation, biological process: dephosphorylation. The record is from RefSeq and is a predicted model, not a curated record.